AAACAAAACAUCAUGUGCAAUUAGACAUUCAUGAAAAUCUUCUUACUGUGUAUUAAAUGAAUGUAGAUAAAAUGUUUUGUAUUUCCUGUUUACAGAGAGACCAGGGGCAGUACUGAGUGUAUCUCCACAGAGCUGGCUGACUGAUGGAGACUCAGUGACUCUAAACUGUGAGAUUACAGACUCCUCUACAGACUGGACAUUCAGCUGGUACACAGCUGUUCCCUACAGAGACGGCUUAACUCAAAUAAAACAUAAUCAUGGCUAUAUCAUGUAUGUGGAGCUCCUCUCAGACAGCAGCAGAGGAUCUGGAGGCAACUACACUCUCAGUCCUGCUGCUCUUAAUCACACAGGAGUUUAUAUGUGCAGAGGAGAGAGAGGAGAACCAGCCUUACACACACAGUACAGCAAUCCACAGCCACUAUGGAUCACUGGUUCUAGAGCCAGUGGUGGAACAGUAGGAGUGGCUGUGGCUUUGGGAUUUUUAUUCAUCGCUUUACUGAUUUUAAUGAUCCUGCUGUGGUCCUACAAAAGAAAAAAAGAAAAUCAGACAUCAGAGCAGAAUCAGAUCCGGUCAGGAGCUGAAGACUCUCAGUCAGGACACACACCACUUCAGGCUGGAAGUGAAAAUGUUUAUGCCGCUGUGGAUCAGACAGAUACGAGUGGAACAGGUGAAGCUGCAGCUGAGAGCAGAGAAGCCAUUUACGCACAGGUCACGAAGAAAACGAAGACAAACAGGAACAAUGGUGCUGAUGCUGAACCCGAUGUUGAUGAUGUGACUUAUGCUGAGAUUGAACUUAAACCAAUGAAAAAAGCAAAGAGAAUGAAAGAAAAUGCCAGUGUGGGAGAUGAUAUUGUCUACUCAGAGCUGAAGCACAGCAUGGAGUGAGACAUGUGUCUGUGUACACUGAUGAAGCUACAGUUAUCACACAGACAGCUGGAAAACUGGCAUUUGUGUUUGUCUUCUGUUUUUCCUAAAAUGCUCAGAAAGUAGAAUCUGCUCAUCUACUUCCUGAACACAGGAACAUUGCUUAUUAUUAUUUUUUUUCUUUUACUGCUUUUCUAUUUCUACUUAUCCUGUUCAACGUGCACAAAUACAAUUAAUUUAAUAUACAUGUGGCUCAUUUGCGCAUUAAAAAUAAUAAUAAUAAUAAUAAUACAGUUAAUUUUUUUGAAUGUACUUUCAAAUGGAUACAUUUAAAAGUAAAAGAAAAAUAAAAUAUGUAUUUUAGGGUGCAAAACAUUCGUAUAAAAUUAUUUUAAACAUUUUUUUUCCAAUUUAAAGCAUUAUUUAAGGUGAAACACGACACUGUAAAAUACUUAUUUUUCUGUUCCUCAUAUACUAAUCCCAUUGAGCGUACAUUAAUAAUUAAUUUAAUACACAUGUGGCUCAUUAUAUUUAUUUUUCUUUUACUCAUAAAUUUACACGUCAUUGCUUUUGGUUGGUUUUUGGUUGGAUACAAACACUUGGUAUCUGGCACUGCAAAUACCAAAGAAGAAGAAACCUGAGUGAAGUGUGUAAGGCUUGUCACCAUUUUCUUACACAAAGUAAGUUAUUCUUGUUCACGUACAAAGCUUCACAGAGGAAAUAAUGAAUUAAGAUGAAAGUAAAGUUGGGUCGGAUGAAUAUGUAUAUUUUUGGUUUUGUAAAAUGCUGUCCUGGAGCAUUGCUGCCACACACACACACACACACACACACACACACACACACCUUUUUAAAUACAUGUUGCUUUAGAUUUUUUUUUCUCUUUAUAUCUUAUAUUUUUAUAAACAUUUUUAUAUUGUUUUUACAUUUACAUUUACACCUUUACAAAUGACCUGAUGCUUUGUAAGUCGUCUCACCGUGUUCAUAAAUGUCACCUGAAAUGACUUUGUUUGUGGUUUAAACAGUGUUUGUAUAAUAAAAGGUUUAAUGCAUGCAUGAGGUACGAGACAGAAAGGAUGCUUACCUUAGAGAACUCGUUUUGUAAUUCAGCAAUGUUUAGAUAAAAUAUAAAUAAAAAUUUACAAGUCUGAAUGAAAUGUGAGUUAUCCAUGCCACUAAAACAAAUAAAACUUUCCUUAUUACAUAUGCAUUUAUGUCUUUCCAUUCUUUGUGGU
Ictalurus punctatus (channel catfish) is the source of this 2097-nucleotide messenger RNA. RefSeq lists its product as uncharacterized. The transcript has 8 exons. The record is from RefSeq and is a predicted model, not a curated record. Bases 269 to 886 code for a protein of 205 amino acids. NCBI's taxonomy places the organism in Eukaryota, Metazoa, Chordata, Actinopteri, Siluriformes, Ictaluridae.